Messenger RNA from Aspergillus homomorphus CBS 101889, 472 nucleotides. RefSeq lists its product as uncharacterized. NCBI's taxonomy places the organism in Eukaryota, Fungi, Ascomycota, Eurotiomycetes, Eurotiales, Aspergillaceae. The record is from RefSeq and is a predicted model, not a curated record. The transcript has a single exon. Bases 87 to 392 code for a protein of 101 amino acids.
CGUCGAUCUGUCAAGCAGAAACUUUACAAUAUGUAUAUGUUGUCACUUGUGUAUGUUCAAUAUCUGACUAAUGCUCCGACUCCAGCAUGGGUUCCGGCCAAAGCAUGUCUAAUGGUGCCGUACCAAGAACCGUCCAGCUCAAGCCGCCAGGUGGAAGCGCUUUGGACGAAGCCGAGCGGAAUGCGGGCGUUCGAUCGCGUGCGGUUCAUGGCGCCGAAUCAACCGUCAUCUCUGUCUGCAAAAUUGUCCUUCCAUUAUCUGCCGAUGAAAACUGGAUCGAUCGGGAUUUGUGGUUGCAGGAUCUUCAGACUGGAGAUGCUACCGAUGAAGAUUCUGCCAUUGCACAGUCUCUUCGAAGAAGGAUUGCGGAAGGCAUUCGUUCUACAUCUUGAGAAUUUGCGCCAUCUUUCGGCGGAACCCUCGUUAACCUUUCAUUCGAAGAAGCCGGUCUAACCCCUUCCCUUUUUGCCGC